GGCGCUUACAGGAAAGUCAAAACUCAAAUCUGACCACUGACAGCUAAAGUUUUCUUCUCUCGUAACUCCUGUAACGUUAACUUUAAAAUAACUGUCAUUGCGCUCAAUGGAUUCAGGUGAAUUAUGUUUAGAGAGGAUACGCCCCGGAUAAAAUGCUGUCGACCUGCAAAGGUGUUGCGGCAGACCCUCCAGAGAGUGGAGGUGCAGAGCCGGGUGCAGAGCCGGGGCCAGAGAGACACUGCGGCGGCCUCAGAGGAGCUCAAAGCGGGGAAGAGAGGCGACAAGGCCUCGGUGUACAGGGGUGGCCCGACGGAGCCAGAUACGAGGGAGAGUUUGUGAACGGGUUCAAACACGGCAAAGGGAGGUACACGUGGAAAAAUGGAGAGUUCUAUGAGGGCUCUUUCUACAAAGACUACAGGCAUGGAGAUGGAGUUUACUGCUGGCCAACAGGUCACAAGUUCACAGGCAAGUUCUACCUCAACAGAAAGGAAGGGUACGGACAGCAACUGUUCUCUGACGGUGCUGUAUUUCAGGGUUUGUACCACGCUGAUCAGAGGUUCGGUCCAGGUGUGUUUACUUAUCCAGAUGGGCGUAAGGAUGUGGGUCUGUGGCUCGGGGAGCGCCUGCUUAGGCUCUGUACCUCUGUAAAAGAGGGCUUCAGCCUUAAGAACUUUCCUGAAUAUGCUGCCUACAUGGAGCCUGAUGCCACCACAGACUACCUGACUCAGCCUCCCACUGAAAGUGUACAGACAAGAGCCAGAACUGACUUUAAGGUGGCCAUGAACAAAGAUCUGCUGUCAGAUGAGAGUUUUAUCCUUCCCCCUGGCAUGGAGAGUUACUCAACAGAUGGGGACCACUUGCCGCUGCCCCCUGGCCGAAGAAAAGAGCUGGAUCAACACUACUAUGGUGAGCUGUGGGAGCCGGAUGCUUGUCUGCACCAGGGCUAUGAGCGAGACCCACUCUCCACUCUGCCCUUACAGGCCCGCAUGCAGGCCCACAUACACAAACACAGACUACAGGCUGAAAAUGUGAGCUGGGACGUGGCAGCUGUUCUCUCUCUGGACAGGGAGAGUUUUGGUCCCAAAGGGCCUUUGGAAGUCAGUUCAGAACUGUUGAUCCAGCACGCCUCCCGAGGGGAACUGCAGGCCGUGUCACUGACCCUCCAGACCGGUUUGGUCCACCCUGAUGUCACAGAUUCACAGGGAUACACUGCGCUGAUCGCUGCCACAAUAAACUGCCAUAAUGAUGUCAUCCAGCUGUUGUUGGAUAUGGGUGCCGAUAUCGACAAGUUGAAUUGUGAAGGCAUGUCAGCCCUGGCUUUGUGUCAUGUCCUCUACUACCCUUUCCAGUCUCUGCACACCACUUUGACUGAAUCACCUGCAAAAACUCAAGCUUUGAAAUCUACAUCUCCAUGUGGGAACAGUCCCCAGAUCAGCCAAGUGGACUUCACUACGGACACACCCAGGGCAGCAUCAGAGCUAACAGAGCACAUCCUGCAUCACAGCAGUAAAGUGUCUAAUAACAGUGAGCUCAUCUCUGAGCGCUGGCCUGGGACCCCUGUGGACACCGGGCACCCACAGGAGGAGGAGAGAAAAGAUCCAGUGGAAGAAAGAGAAGAAAGGGAGUACAAGGAGAAAGAGAGAGAAGAAAGGAUCAGAAGGGAGGAUGAGAAUGAAAGCAAAGAGAAGGGAAGGGAGACUGAGAUCAGGUGUGAUCAAAUUUGGGAAAACGGAGAAAGUGAGGUCGAAAGAGAAUUGAAGAAAAGCGGGGAAGAUGCUGAGCUUGGUGAGAGGAGAGAAACAGAGUUAAGAAGAGAGAAUAUGGAGCUUAGCGAGGAAGAUGUGGAGAAAAAAACAAGAAAUAUUCCCAAAGAGGAUGUUACAGAGAGAGAGGAAAGAGGAAGAGAGGAUGUGCCUGGUGUGGAGCGCUCCCUUCAGGUGUUGGACGGUCACAUUGCACUGGGCAGCGUGCAGUGGAGGGAAUGUCGAGCUAAAGCAGCAGGAAGAGUUCAGCAGGGUAAAGACCAAGAACUGACCCAAAAAACGACCUUUGACUCGGCCUGCUCCGUCAGCAGCUAUGACAUCCAUGUCACAGAGGAAGCCAUGCAGCGCUCCGCAGAAGCGCUGAGUCGCACCGGGAUCCCUCAGCGCUCUGACACGCAGGAGACCGUACGCAAAAUGGCUGCGAUGAAAACUGAACACCGUGUUCGUUUGAACACCUUGAAGCUGCUACUGGAACGAGGAGCUGACCCCAACGCAUCCAGGGUGCCCAUGCCUGUUCUCUUUUUAGCCAUUAUGGCGGCUGAUGCUGAGGCGGUCAGGAGGCUGCUGCUGUGUGGAGCUCGCACUGACAUUCCCCUUCCACCCGAGAGGAAAGGCCUGUAUCCCCUGCAUGUAGCUGCAGCACUGCCAGGUCCAGCAGGUCCCCAGAUCACAGAGUUGUUGCUCCACGCUAUCACUGACCCAGAUGCACAGGCUUGUGACCAGAACGACAUCUAUGAACCGGAUAAGAUUUUCAUGAAGGCCCAGAAACCCCUCAGCACCAAUGAGAGCCCACACCUCAAAGACGGAGGUCGAACAGCUCUGCAUGUGGCCUGCCAGAGAGACAGUGACUACAGGAAUGCCAGCAAGGUGGUAGCCCUCCUGCUGUCCCACAGAGCCAGCAUGGACCUCCUCUGGAGUGGACACUCGGCUCUCUCCCUGGCUAUAGCGAGCGGGAAUGACCUGGCAGUGGAGGAGCUGUUGAAAGGAGGUGCAAAUCCUAACAUCCCUCUGGGCCGCAGGGUGGGCAGCGCCCUCUGUGCCCUCGCCAACAUUAACUACCACUUAGGCGGCAACAGAGCUAAACUGUUGGACAUGUUAGCUAAAGCUGGUGCCGACAUCUUGAUGCCAGUUACAGUGGGUGAUGUUGUGGGAACCGCAGUCGACUAUGCACACUUCUCUUUCAACCAGGACUUGCGUAUUGCCAACACCCCCUUCCACGCUCUGAACAUGCGAGAGAGGGAAACAUUCAAAACACGGCGCCAGCUGCUGAGCAUGAUGGGAGAUCUGUUGAGACAGACAGCUCGUCAGAGGGAGAGAGAGAAUUUAGAGAGAGAUCAAAACAUCACAUGGAAUGCAGGUACCGGUAGCACAGAGAGGUACACAGGAGCAGGUGGCAUUUCUUCAAACAUGCUCCUCCCCAGCUGUGAAAAACACAGGAAACCAGAGUUUAAGUUCUGCUAUCACUGCGGCCGCUCUGUGUCCGUGAAGCUCACUGCUUGUAGCCGCUGCCACAAGGUCUUCUACUGCUCCAGGACCUGCAAGCUCAAAGCGUGGGAUGAAAGACACAAAGAGGAGUGUAUCCGUGUGUCAGCAUCUGCUGAUGGCAUCCAGAAGAGUGUUGUGUUUAAAUCCGCAAGAGGCCCCAGACACUUGCCUGCCAUGUUGAAAUCCAAAACAGUCCCCAGGCCCUUGAGUGUCAAGUUGAAAUCCCAAAAAGUCCCCAAGCCCUUGAGCAUGGCAGAGAAGGUCUUUGAGAGCCAAGUCAACCUGAAGGAAAACUACAGCUGCAACUGAUGGAUACUAACAUUUCACGUACUGAAUAACAGCUUGAGUAUUUUACUACCUAACAUUUCAAUGCUCUUCUGUACAUUUAUUUCUGAAUCUAAGUCUUUAAUUUACAUUUUUAUUUGGAUAGUGAUGCCAAU
Molecule: messenger RNA, 3688 nt
Organism: Plectropomus leopardus (leopard coralgrouper)
Lineage: Eukaryota; Metazoa; Chordata; Actinopteri; Perciformes; Serranidae
Gene: ankmy1
Product: ankyrin repeat and MYND domain containing 1
Molecular function (GO): protein binding
Source: RefSeq, a predicted model, not a curated record